AUGGCAGUAUAUACGGGGAAAACAUGGGGACAAUGGGACAACAACAGGACAAAAAGUCUGGUCUGCCGUUUUCUUCGUGCUGUCUUCACUCAACAACAGCUCCUGAAGUGGGAGAAUGACGUCACAAAGAACGGAAAGUUCACGGUGUCGGCACUUCCGGCCAAAGGUCGUGUGACGUCACGACUCCACCCCACACUAUCCCUGUACAUCAACCGCUUCCAGACGCCAGAUGGCGCGAUAAUCACCAUCAACGGCGCCACCAUCAUCCACGCCGACAUUGUGACGGAGAACGGCAUCCUCCACAUCGUCGACCGCAUGGUAGCGCCCGUGGGCAGUCACAUGACCAUCGCAGAGUACGUGGAGAAGCCUCAGCUCAGGGAGUUGUCCUUCAGUGCCAUUAUCAUGGCCGCCAUUGUGGUACCGUCGUUGACCCAGAAAACGAACAGCACUAAAUCUCUGUACACGUCCUUCUCGCCCAACGACUCGUAUCUCUACCCCAUGCCGGAGUACGGGAAGGAGCCGUUGUUCAACAACUUUACCAUUCUAAGGGAGGUAAGAAACAACUUUACCAUUCUACGGGAGGUGUACCAGGCCCACAUCAUCGAAGACGAGGCUCUGUUUUUACCUGCGGGUCUCAAAGGUUUGCCGGCACGGAAGGCUUUGUACGGAACGAUCCGGUUCUACACGCGGGACGGCAAACUGUACAUCUCCAACAAUCGCGUGCACGCCAAGGUCAUCCAGCCCAACAUCCCAACGGUCAACGGCGUCAUUCACGUCAUCGACAACCUGCUACACUACAUCUACCACAACGCUCUGCAGGUCGCUGACUCCAUUACUGACGCCAAAAUAUUCGCCCAGCUGUUGAAGGGGGUGUCGGCCCAGAUGAAAGAGAGGCUGGCCAACACGACGGUGACCAUCUUCAUCCCCAGUGACUGGGCCUUCAGCAAGGUGCCGCUCUACUGGCAGGGGGAGCUGGUCAGGGUGGAGAACAUGAUCGACAGGAGCCCGCUGGAACAGUUUCUGUACCGUCACGUGAUGACUGACGUAGCGAUGGACGCUGGGAAGUUGACCGAUGGCAAGCGACUGACCAUGGCGAGCAACCAGACACUGACCGUACUGCACAAAGAUGGCGACAUCUACCUGGAGACAUCAGACCGACGUGUGAGGUCAAGGAUUGAGGUGCUGGACAUUGGAGUGACCAACGGCGUGGUCCACCUCAUCAGCAACAUCCUGUCCGCCGAGGGCUUCACCAUCUGGCAGGCCGUGUCGGACAUCCCGCAGCUCAAGCGAUUCGUGGAGGUGGUGACCAAGAACUUCAUUGACAUGCGCAGUAUACUCAGCCUCGCUUCAGAGAAGCCAAUCACCGUCUUCCUCCCUGGGAACGAGGUCUUUGACAGGGCGGCGGAUUACGUCAACUCACUUCUGCUACUGGACCCCCACAUCCUGUUUAAGGCCUUUCAGGGUCACAUCAUCUCCGGUCAGUUCUCCUCCACCAGGGUGGACGGGGACGCUGUCCACAUGACCUACGCGGGGUUGCCCGUCAGGCUGUCGAAAAAUGAGAGAACGUCCACCAUUAAAAUCACGGGAGGUCACGUGACGAGCGAGGUCAAAGUUCGUGACAUCUUCUGCUCCAACGGUGUCCUGCACAUCAUUGACGACAUCCUGCACACUCCCACUAGGACCGUCGACAAAGAGAUGAGGACAAGAGAGCCCCUCAGGUACAUGCAGGCUCUGUUCGAGAAAGUGGCAGACAGACAAUACGACUUGAACUCCAAGGGAAGCAACUACACAGUUUUUGUCCCCAACAACGACGCCUUUGGUUCCCUCCCCUGGGACACGGUCAACAAACUGCUCCACUGGGACAGCUGGACCAAACAGAUUCUCAGAGCCCACAUCGUGAAGAACGAGAUGCGGACGUUGAGCGACAUCCCGUCAGGCACCGCGCUCAGAGCGGAACACAACGUCAUACACGUCGUCAAGAAGGAGGAUCACGGUCCAGUGUAUGUAGUCAACAACAACAUGAUGGCCCAGGUCCUGGUGUCCGACAUCCCAGCGGUCAACGGCUGGAUCCACAUCGUAGAUAGGAUACUGACCGUCCCCUACGUCACAGUGGCUGACGUCAUGGGGUCCAGGGAGGAUGUCAGCAUCUUCCACCACAUCAUGAGCCCCCUGCCCGAGUACAAGCAGCUGAUCACCUCCCCGUUACGUAACGUCACCCUCUUCGUCCCGUCCUCGCGCUACAUCCGGACCCUCACGCCCGACCAGCUGACCAGGAUCAAAUCCAACACAGACGUGCUCAGGAAGAUAUUCCAUGGUCACGUGCUGCCCAACGUGCGGCUUGAUGACGUGUUCCUACGUCAGUACCCGGAUGCUGACUACUGCUCGAGGAGUUCCUACAACGUCACGUUUAAAAUCAGCAAGGGAGACAACGGCAUGUUCGUGGACGUGGGAUACGACAUGCAACCUCUUGACCUCGUUACCAGGGCAACCGGGUGCUCGGACGGCAUCAUCUACGUCAUCGACGGUUUCCUCAACUACUCGCCCUUCACGGUGCUGGAGAGGCUCACGAGGGAGCCGGUGCUAAGUGGAUCCUUCGACCUGAUGACCCACUUAGCGCCAGCCAAUGAAAUCGAUUCACUGAACGACCCCAACUUGUCCUUCACCUUCCUCAUGCCCGAUGACGUGGCACAGGAUUAUUACCUGAAGAGUGAGUUGCUCAAGCUGCGCCACCUCCCACCUGAGGAGAGGCACAGGGUAUUCAAACGUCACGUGAUCAACGGCACGGUUCUCUACCAGGACGACUUUAAGAACGGCUCCAUCCGUCACGGUCUGCUGCCCCCAAACGUCACCUUGGUCUUUACGGCAGACGCGGUGUACGUAAAGUUUAAGAAGAUCGAGAGCCAGAUCAAGCAGUGGAACCUGAUUGCCUCUAACGGCGUGAUCCACAUCCUCAUGCAGUUCCUCUACGACGCCAACGGCUCGGGCGCCCCCCGGACCACCACGCCCACCACCUACGUCACCAUCAACAGCAUGGUGGCCCGCCUGGAGAACACGGCCGCCGUGACGUCAUGGUCACGUGCUCUAGUGGUCACUCACCUGGUGCUGGCUCUAGUGUUGGUCGCGAGGUGA
Molecule: messenger RNA, 3129 nt
Organism: Physella acuta
Lineage: Eukaryota; Metazoa; Mollusca; Gastropoda; Physidae
Source: RefSeq, a predicted model, not a curated record